AUGCGAAGACAGGUUUACGGUCGAGAGUGGAGCUACGGAGGUGCUCCAGGCCGACGAACCGGAGUGGUGUGCGAGGUGCCUCGGACGAAUCGCAAACACAGGUAUCGCGAGACUAUUUCGCUGGGCACCACGCGACUCAGUGCAUCGGAGGUGUCUCUUUUGAUUGGAGACCUGAUUGAGAAGUGGUUGGGCGAGGAUUAUCAUUGGCUCCACAGAAACUGCCUUGCCUUUGCCAACGAGUUCUGCCGUAAACUAGGUGUUGGAAAUAUCCCAGCCUGGAUUGACCGACUGCCGCGUGGAGUUUGUGCGCUUGAUGAAGGCGUGCGGAACUUGGCAGAGACGGUGAGAGGGCUGGCUGACGGCACCCGUGCAGCUGCACAUGCUUUAGCCGAAGGCCGGUUGCAGCUUCGGCUUCGCCUGCCACAGCCAUGUCUUCGGUUCAACUCGAGGUUUCAGUACUGUAGCUGCAGAGUGUGCUCUGAGCCUCGGACUCGUUCAUUGCGUGUGGUAGCACGCUUGCGGUCUGCUUCCUCCCUGCGGAGAGAUGCACAUUUUCGAGCUAGCUGGGUUCCAAAGGUAUUAUGUGUUGACCUAUGGACCUAUGUUCCCGUUUGA
Messenger RNA from Symbiodinium necroappetens, 615 nucleotides. The record is from the annotation of a GenBank genome assembly. NCBI's taxonomy places the organism in Eukaryota, Dinophyceae, Suessiales, Symbiodiniaceae.